Molecule: messenger RNA, 3369 nt
Organism: Cryptomeria japonica (Japanese cedar)
Lineage: Eukaryota; Viridiplantae; Streptophyta; Pinopsida; Cupressales; Cupressaceae
Product: pentatricopeptide repeat-containing protein At3g23020
Exons: 2
Coding region: 322-2931 (869 amino acids)
Molecular function (GO): protein binding
Source: RefSeq, a predicted model, not a curated record
UUUCCUUCGAACAAUUAUUAACCCUUUCGGGGUUUGCUGUAUGUGGUGGCUCUAGGGUUUAGGGCGGAGUUCUGCAGAGUGCAGAGGUAGAAAUCAACAUUCUUUUAUAGCUGCUUAAUUUAUGGAAGUCGAGGAACACCUCAUUAUUCCGACCCUACUAUUUGUUUCUGUAAAUUUUGAGAACAGUCGCGGGUUUUGUCAAUUUUGUUCUACCUCUGGCCCUCUUUAUGUAACCUAUUUGUUUGCUGCCCCUUGUAAAGCCUCUAUAUGUUUGACGACAGGGAUGAAGCAAUUAUUCGAUUACUCGUAGCAUGAGAAAAUAUGGAGGCUAUGGUUGGGCGAAUACAUGGCGUUAGCUGCAUCAGAAAGGAUUUCGAAACCAGCUUGAAUGAAAAAUAUAGAACAUACCCAGAUAGUGAAGUCAGUCAUAAAUAUGCCAGCAAGAUCAGGACGGUUAGAUCAUUAAAAAAUGUGGCAAAGACCUCAUACAGGAAAUAUGGUGGUCGUAUUCCAGAGCUUCUGUUAGCCCUGGAACGGAGGAAGAAGAUAGAAGAAGCACUUAGGCCCUGGGAGGCCACGCUGGAUGCAAAAGAGAUAAGCAUUAUACUCAAACAUCAGACCAAGUGGGAGAAGGCUGUUGAAAUCUUUAGAUGGUAUCAACAGAAAGACUGCAAUCAAAUCAAUGUUAUUCACUACAACAUACUGCUUAGAAUUCUGGGGAAAGCAAAGAAAUGGGACGAUUUAAAGAAAUUAUGGGAGGAAAUGGUGAGAAACAAGGUGAAACCUACACAUGCCACUUAUGCUACACUGAUUGAUUCGUAUGGUAAAGCUGGUCGGAAAGAAGAGGCUCUCCUGUGGUUGGACAGCAUGGCAGGGCAAGGCCUGCAUCCAGAUGAGGUCAUCAUGAGCACAGUAGUUCAUAUUCUUAAGAAGGCCGGGGAAUAUGAUAAAGCUGUACAGUUCUUCCAAGAUUGGUCUGUUGGGGAAAUUGUUCCUCGGGAUCAAGCGGGGCCUGAUUUGUCCAUUGUAGCAAUAAGCCCUCAUAACAACAGGAUCAUGAACCCUUGCAAUGGUGAUGCUCAAGUGGAUGCAGUCAUGAUAGAGAUGGAAAAGCUUGGCUGCUCACCAGACACAAUAACAUACAACACACUUAUGUCAUUGCAUGCUGAAAAUGGAAAUGUUGAGAAGGCAUCGUGGUACUUCACAAGGAUGAAGGAGGCGGGACUUAUUCCUAAUGCUGUGAGUUAUCGUACUAUUUUGUAUGCGUUUAGUAUUAGAAACAUGGUUAAUGAAGUUCAUAUUAUUGUUCAAGAGAUGGACGAAUUAAGAGUUAAUGUUGAUGAUUUCUCCAAAUCAGCUGUCAUUAGGAUGUACAUAGGCUUGGGGCUUCUUCAUCAAGCAUGGGCAUGGUUUGAAAGGUUCCAUGUUGGUGGACGGAUGAGUUCUGAAUGCUAUACCGCCUGCAUGGAUGCGUAUGGGGAACAGGGAUAUUGGUUAGAAGCUGAAAAGGUGUUCAAGUGCAGUCAAGGAGGGAGAAAACUAAGUGUACUGGAGUUUAAUGUCAUGAUCAAGGCCUAUGGAAUUGCAAAACUUCAGGACAAGGCUCUGAAGUUGUUUGAGAGCAUGGAGAGUCUAGGGGUUUUUCCUGACCGAUGCACGUAUAGUUCUCUUAUUCAAAUGUUUGCAAAAUCAAAUUGUUUGAAUGAUUCAAAACAUUUUAUUUCCAAAAUGCAAGAGCAAGGGUUUAUUCCAAGCUGUGGGUCAUUUUCUGCUGUCAUUGCUACCUGUGGACGGUUGGGUAAAACUGCAGAGGUUGAAAAGAUGUAUAAAUGGAUGUUGAAAGAACAGGUAGAGGCAGAUAUUACCGUCUAUGGUGCCUUGAUUGAUGCAUUCGCUGAAGCUGGGAAUGUGGAAAAAGCUGUUCAUUACUAUAGUGUAAUGAAAGAUGGCGGUUUUGCAGCAAACUCCGUAGUGUAUAGUGCUUUGAUUAAGAUGUACAGCAAAUGUGGCCUUUUGAAAGAAGCUCGAGAAACAUUCAGCAUGUUGAAGAAAUUGGGCGAUAAUGUAGACAUCUUUUCAUCAAAUUGUAUGAUUUAUCUUUAUAUUCGGGCUGGUUUGAUCAUUGAGGCACAAGAAUUAUUUCAGCACUUGAAGGAAAAUAGGCAAGCAAAUGAAUUCUCCCAUUCCAUGAUGUUGUCUUUCUAUAAAAGAAUUGAGAGAUACAACGAAGCAAUUGCAAUUGCAAAAGAAAUGCUGAACUCAGGGUUUCUUACUAAUGUUCUCUCUUUUAAUAAUGUCAUUGACCUCUAUGUUGCAGACGGGAGACUCAGGGAAGCUGCAAUGUUUUUGCAGAAAAUGUUAAAACUAGGAGUUUGUCCUAAUAAGAAUACAUGUAGAAUAUUGGGUAUACUUUUAAUGAAAGGAGGGAUUCCAAAAUGGACAGUGACGCAACUUGAGUCUUACCAUAAAGAUUACAACAUGCAACUUUUAAUAGGAACAGUUUAUUCUAUUGUGGGAAUGAAUGAUGAAGCUUUAGAAGCUUUAGGACCUCUCAGUGAAUUAGAAACUUUGAAUCCCGACUUAUUUUUUUACAAUGUUAUCAUAUAUGCUUUUGGUAGCACAGGCAAGAUUGAUGAAGCUUCUAAGAUGUUCUUGAACAUGCGGACCAGAGGCAUUGAGCCAGAUGCAACCACUUACACGAAUAUGAUAAUUGCCUAUGGGAAGUUAGGUUUGGUAGAACGUGUUAGAAGCAUGUUUCACCAAUUGAAACACAAAGGAAUUCAACCUGAUGAUUCCACAUUCACAGCUGUUAUAAAUGCUUAUAAAAGUGCCGGAAGGAGUCAUCUGGCCAAACUUGUUACCCAAGAAAGGGAUUAUAUGCAUUAUUUGCAAGAGCAUGGAAACUUUACACAGCAUUCUAUGCCUAUUUGAUCUGAAACUUCGUCCUUUUGCAAAGAAUUGAAAGAAAAGUUGGUAUAUGAGGCACACCCAUUUUGUUCUACUAACAUCUUCAAAAUUGUAUGAAAUCGGAACGGAUUUAUGUGAGGAGAGUCAUUUUUGUAUCUGACCGCAUAGUUUCCUGGGAUGUGUCUUGGGGACCGGGAUGUGACUCUGGUACCAGAGACGUCCCUGGAGAUGCAUCCAAAUGCAGGAAACGCAGUGAAAUGAAAAAAAUCCCAAUGUCCCCUCCCGUCUCCUGUAGAAAAUGAGACAUCCCCCGCUGGCGCUGGGAAAAAGAAGAAAAAGACAUCCCGUCUUUUGUUUUGCCUAAAAUGUGGCAAUUAAAAUCCUUAAAAGAUCGAUUGAUGUUGUUUUGAUGCAAAACAAAAGACCAAUUUUUAUCUAAAUGUGGGACGCAUGUUAUUUUUU